AGGUAGGGGAUGCAAAAGAAAGAUGAGAGAAUCUUUCGCGCCCUAUAUAAGCGGCGUUCCCUCGCCGAUCGAGGCGUAAUCGUCCCAUACGUGGUGGUUCGAAAACAAGACAUGUUGAGAACGCUGUUGCUCGCCGGAUUGUUGGCCGUUGCGUUGGCCGCGCCAACGCCGGCUCCGAUCCCAGCCCCGGCUCCGGCGCCGACACCCUCGCCUCUCGCACCGGCCGCUCUGCUCUCCGCCGCCCCGCUGCCGGCCGCUCCAUUGCCAUCACCCGUCAUCUCCAGCAUCGGCUCGCCGCUUCUCUACCCCAACUACCCGGCGUCCAUCUCGGUUGGUUACGCGCCUGCUGCCUCCUACCUUUACAAAAGCUACGUGAUCUAAUCGAGCUGCGCUGAGGUGAACGAGGUUUCUGGAUC
Messenger RNA from Apis dorsata (giant honeybee), 416 nucleotides. RefSeq names its product cyclin-dependent kinase inhibitor 1C-like. The coding region runs from base 10 to 381 and encodes 123 amino acids. NCBI's taxonomy places the organism in Eukaryota, Metazoa, Arthropoda, Insecta, Hymenoptera, Apidae. The transcript is spliced from 2 exons. The record is from RefSeq and is a predicted model, not a curated record.